Oryzias latipes (Japanese medaka) is the source of this 1672-nucleotide messenger RNA. RefSeq names its product tubulin, delta 1 (gene tubd1). Gene Ontology annotation, molecular function: structural constituent of cytoskeleton; GTP binding. Gene Ontology annotation, biological process: microtubule-based process. Gene Ontology annotation, cellular component: microtubule. The record is from RefSeq and is a predicted model, not a curated record. NCBI's taxonomy places the organism in Eukaryota, Metazoa, Chordata, Actinopteri, Beloniformes, Adrianichthyidae.
ACUUUGUGGCGGCAGCGCAUGCGCUUUUCAAAAUCGUAAAGGAAGUAUUUGUUUACUGUAGCGCGAGUGCAGCGGCGUUCUGCUGCCAUGUCCGUAGUGACCGUCCAGCUCGGUCAGUGUGGGAACCAAGUGGGUCAGGAGCUGUUUGACGUCCUUUGCAGCGAUGCGUUGGCAGCACACAGGAAAACGUACAGCACGGCCAGCUGUGAGAGGUUCUUCCAUCUAACAUCACAUGGAGACUUAGAAGCCAGGGCGGUGCUGAUUGAUAUGGAGCCCAAAGCGAUUAACUCCAGCAUGACCAAGGCUCUGAAAGGUGGCAGGUGGAGGUAUGGAGAAGCUUCCCACUUUAGUCAAAAGCAGGGAUCUGGAAACAACUGGGCUAAUGGGUUUUGCGUCCAUGGUCCUCGUCACAAAGACGCAGUGGAGGAGCUGGUGAGGCGGGAGGUGGAGCGCUGUGACAGACUGGCAGGUCUCAUGACCAUGAUGAGUGUGGCAGGUGGAACCGGCUCAGGUGUUGGCACCUACAUCACUCAGUGUCUCAGAGACAUCUACCCAGCAUCGUUUAUCCUCAACCACCUCACAUGGCCGUACGGGACAGGGGAGGUGAUCCUUCAAAAUUACAACUCGGUGCUGACGCUGGCUCAUCUCUACCAGCUGUCCGACGCCAUCGUGGUGCACGAGAACGACACGGUCCACGGGAUCUGCAGUCGGCUGCUCAACAUCAAACCCAUCGCCUUCACUGACAUCAACAGAGUUAUUGCUCAUCAGCUGGGUGGAGUCCUGCAGCCGGCCUUAACCCCUGACUCAAAUGGAGUCUACAGCCUGAAUCCUCUUGGAGAGUUGGUGAGCGCUCUCUGUUGUCAUCCGGAGUAUAAACUGCUUAGUGUGUCCACCAUCCCUCAGAUGCCCAGCUCCUCCGUUCCCUACAGCUCUUUCAGCUGGACUGGUCUGCUCAAACACCUACGCCAGAUGCUCAUCUCCAACACCAAGAUGGAGGAAGGGAUAGAUUGGCAUGUGCGUCCACCAGCAGCUUCUGGGCGGAUCAGGAGUGUCGCUGGAAGCAGCUUCAACACCUCACUGGCUAACCUGCUCAUACUGAGAGGAAAGGACGUCUACUGCGCAGAGACAGGAAACUUUGAAGAGGCCACCAUCUACACCCCUUGGCUCUCACCAGCAGAAGCUUUCAGUGCAUGGAAAUCCCCCAUUCCCUUUAAUAAGUAUGAGAAGUCCGCCACGCUGGUCAGUAACAGUCAGGCUCUGCUUGGACCCUUGGAGGACAUUGUGAGAAAAGCCUGGAACAUGUUUGCCUCCAGGGCUUACAUCCAUCAGUAUGAUACGUUUGGGAUCUCGGAGGACAACUUCCUUGAUAGCUUCACAGCUCUUGAGCAAGUCGUCUCAAGCUACCGUGAACUGAAGAGCUAACAGGGGUGGAAUUGAACCCGUAUAGCAAUGUGGAUUUCAGAUGACAUAUUUUUGAUGCUGUUUUUAAAAUAAACGUUCAUAAACUGUUUUUUUUUUUUUUUAAAUCCCAAAAUGUUAUUUUUCUUGAUUUGUAAUGAAAAACAUAACAAUUGGGAUUUAAAGACCACCUUCUAUGAAAUUUUUGUUUUGGGUGUUUUUGCAUUUUUGUGAUGAUGGAGGACAUUUAUAAAAUAAUUUAAGUUUAAAACUG